Maudiozyma barnettii is the source of this 1311-nucleotide messenger RNA. RefSeq names its product Pcl6p (gene PCL6). Gene Ontology annotation, molecular function: cyclin-dependent protein serine/threonine kinase regulator activity; protein kinase binding. The record is from RefSeq and is a predicted model, not a curated record. The transcript has a single exon. The coding region runs from base 1 to 1311 and encodes 436 amino acids. Gene Ontology annotation, cellular component: nucleus; cyclin-dependent protein kinase holoenzyme complex. NCBI's taxonomy places the organism in Eukaryota, Fungi, Ascomycota, Saccharomycetes, Saccharomycetales, Saccharomycetaceae. Gene Ontology annotation, biological process: regulation of cyclin-dependent protein serine/threonine kinase activity.
AUGAGUAGUAUAGUAUCAUCCUCGACAAGUAUGAGAAGUACCCCUACACAGUUCGCAUAUGAUGCGGACCCAACAGAUUGUACAAAUGAUAAUAGUAACAUUAAUAAUAAGGAAGUUAAAAGAGAAAAUAGUAAUCGUGAUCGACAGCAGAUAUCUACUGCUACAGUAGAAGCUAUAAAUGGAACCACCUCUGUAGUAACAACUAAGGUUUCAACUGAUGAUACAUUAAGUAGCUCACCAGGGUCAUUCACAUCUACUAACAAUAACAAUAAUACAACCGCUUCUAACUCGAUAUCAGGCUCGAGAGAUAAUGAUAAGAGGUCUGUAGUGAUACAAACCCCUAAGAAAGAGAAAGAGUAUCAAACAGUAUCACCGACACAAGUCAAAUGGGAAGAUCAAGAACCAAAACAAGAUGAAGAGAAGGAUGACGAAGAAACGGACAAUGAAACACAACAAUCAGACACUGUGGAACCAGAUUUUGAUUAUAAAUUUGAUUCCGAUAAAAUUGUAACAUUAUCUACAGACAAAUUAAUUCAAAUGUUAACUGCAUUAUUAGAAAAAAUUAUAAAUUCAAAUGACAGAUUAAAUCAUAAUGGUUCGCCGACAGAUUUAUUAUAUGACGCAAACAGUAAUAAUAUUAAUAAUAAUAGUAAUAAUAGUAAUGGUGGUACUAAUAUCAUCGAUUCCGGAAGAAAUCCGGAUACUGUAUCAUUAGUUAAUUCAAUAAUUAGUUUUAAAGGUAAACAUGUACCACAGAUUGGUCUUGAACAAUAUUUCCAUAGAAUUCAAAAAUAUUGUCCGACUACAAACGAUGUAUUUUUAUCAUUAUUAAUAUAUUUCGACAGGAUUUCUAAAAAAUGUAAUAGUAAACUACAAGAAGCAAUGAUGUUAAAGGAACACGAAAAAAAUAUCGAUGAACAAGAACAAGAUUUUGAGAAUGACAGUCUCGUGGAAACAGAAGAUAAAGAAUUACUAAGGAAUGACGAAAGAUGUACAGAGGGAGGUGAACCAACAAAAAAACAAGAACAGCAACAACAGACAUUUGUUAUGGAUUCAUAUAAUAUCCAUCGAUUGAUAAUUGCAGGUAUUACAGUCAGUACCAAAUUCUUCAGUGAUUUUUUUUAUAGUAAUUCAAGAUACGCUAGAGUAGGUGGUAUAUCGUUGAAAGAGAUGAAUCAUUUAGAAUUACAAUUCCUUGUAUUAUGUGAUUUUGAAAUGUUAAUAUCUGUAGAAGAAAUGGAAAGAUAUGCUAAUUUACUCUAUAGAUUCUGGGAUAGUGAUAAUCACAAUGUACCGGUUGAUGUUGAAUGA